UCAAUAUGACGGUGACAAAUAACUCAUCCAUGUAAAAAAGCUCUAAGGCUAGUAACAAGGCAUGUAUAACAACGUUCAACGCAUUUAGAACGGUUAAAUCUAGUAGUAUCUAUCUAUUGAAUAUUCAGUGCUUCUAUUUCGUAGUUCACACUUCAUAAUUUAAACAUAAUUGAUAAGUAGUUUGAAGUCCAGUCGUAAUAGUUGUAAUGUCGCUACUUGGAAAUGACAUGUUAAUAUAUUUGCUAGUAACAAAUUAACUACAUUUAUGAAAGAAAUAUCUCCAACUGUAUAGUCAAAUCUGUGUGUUUUACAAAAAAAAUAUAUCUUAAUAUUUGAAAUGGCUCGCUACUUGUCAAGGGAUAAAUUGGAAGGGUUUGAAAAGUACAAGUAUAAUUCAAUUGAUACAAGUGUAUUAAGUAAUUAUGUGAUGCACCCCUUUUGGAACUGGUGUGUUCAGUUUUGUCCGGUGUGGGUGGCACCAAACCUUUUAACAUUUUCUGGCUUCCUACUGACAGUCCUUAACUUUUUAUUGUUCUCCUACUAUGAUUAUGGAUUCCAUGCCCUUACAAAGGAAAAUGCCACCAAUGAUCAUAUACCCAGCUGGGUAUGGGCAGUCUCGGCAGUUAAUUUAUUUGUGGCUUAUACACUUGAUGGUAUCGAUGGUAAACAAGCUCGAAGAACAGGCAGCAGUGGUCCAUUGGGCGAACUUUUUGACCAUGGUCUUGAUUCAUACUCUACAGUUCUGAUACCUACAUGUUUAUACAGCAUAUUUGGAAGAGAUGAGCUGAGUCCAUUAAGAUUUUUCUUUGUAAUAUGGAAUAUAUUUUUGAACUUCUAUCUAACUCAUUGGGAAAAAUACAACACUGGUGUUAUGUUCUUGCCUUGGGGAUAUGACUUUACUAUGAUUAGUUCCUGUAUCCUGUUGCUGGUGACGUCGGUGACGGGUCCCCGUGCAUGGCACAUGUCAUUGCCGGGAGGUAUCACUCCUGGUAUAGUUUUCGAAAUUGUCCUCUACUUCUCUGCGAUGAUUACCAGUCAGACUAUCAUAUUGUGGAAUAUUUACAAAUCAUAUCGCGACGGCACCGGCAAAAUGCGACCGUUCAUGGAGGCGGUGAGACCGCUCAUACCGCUGGUAUUUUUCUUCGGUCUGAGCACUGUAUGGGCGUUGUACUCGCCUACUGAUAUUCUCAAUAGAAGCCCGAGGCUGUUUUACGUCCUUACUGGGACAAUUUUCUCCAACAUAAACUGUCGUCUAAUCGUAUCCCAAAUGAGCGACACGCGCUGCGAAGUGUUCAACGGGCUGCUGGUGCCCUACGCGCUGGUGCUGUGUGCCGUGUUCGGCCUGCGUGUGUCGCCCGCCUCCGAGCUGCUGCUGCUGCUGGCGCUCACUGCCACCGCCUCCCUCGCUCACAUCAACUAUGGAACCAAAGUGGUGCAGGAAAUGUGCCAACACUUUAAAAUCUCAUGUUUCCGAAUCAAACCAAAGAUAAAAUAAGGUUAAAAAUAUUUUAUUUACUUGUAAUGGAAUCUGAUCCUAAUUAUUAUUAAAUUAUUAUUACAUUUUUAUAUCAUCUACUAUAUGAUAUUAAGAUGAUUUGUUUUGUUAAAACAAUUAAGUUAAAUUGGGUAAAUUAUUUAUCAAUAAUAAUUAAAUUUAAAAAAGUGAAAGCUCUGUUCAGUUUAUUAUUACAAAUUAUUUUAUUCAUAGACCAUACAAAUAUUUCCAAUUGAAAAAUAUGCAUUGAUUUAUAGUGUCAGAUUUGGUGUGAGAUCUAUCAGUGUACAACUGGUACACACUUUGUACUGGUAUGUCUUUGAAGCAAUAAAAAAUACUUCCUACUAAUUCGUAAAGUAUAAAUAAUUUUUACCAUACCAAAUAUUAAAAAAUGUAGAUGUUUCAUGUGUGUUGUGGUAGAUUUGAUGUUAUUCCCAAUGUUAUACCUCUGAUAAGAAUCUCUGCAUUUAA
Molecule: messenger RNA, 1966 nt
Organism: Vanessa tameamea
Lineage: Eukaryota; Metazoa; Arthropoda; Insecta; Lepidoptera; Nymphalidae
Product: ethanolaminephosphotransferase 1
Exons: 9
Coding region: 338-1495 (385 amino acids)
Biological process (GO): phosphatidylethanolamine biosynthetic process
Cellular component (GO): Golgi apparatus; endoplasmic reticulum membrane
Molecular function (GO): ethanolaminephosphotransferase activity
Source: RefSeq, a predicted model, not a curated record